AUGUCUUCCUCAGAUAGUGACAGCUCCCCUAUGCUCCAGAGCCCUGAUAUGGGGUUUGUACUCGAGCUUGUGUGUUAUCAUAAAGAUUGCAACGCCCAUUUCGAUGAUGACGAGGACCGACAUGCGCACGAACAAACGCAUCUCACGUGCACACAUUGCGACCGAGGAUUCGAAAGUGUGGCGGAUCGGGUUGAUCACGAAGCAGCGCAUCUUACGUGCUACUAUGGAUACUGUGGCUUACAAUUCGAGACUGAGGAGCUCCGGGAGGAGCACGAAGAAAGUGAAGAAAGUGCACAUUUUUCUGGCAAUUUCCGGUGUACCAUCUGCGGGGAAGCUUGGCCGGAUGCAAUCCAGUGGAGAGUGUGUGAAGCAUCACACAAUCCUAGACGGCCCGAGAUCUACUGGGUGUGCUCGGAGGCAUCGGUCAUUGAUGCAAAGCCGUGCAACACAUCCUUUACCAGUGAGCAACGCGACAAUUUCGUGACACACUUGAGUUCACGGCAUGACCACCGAUCACACACGCCGGGUCAGUUACCAGGCCACAUCCUCGAGAAGUUUUGUUUUAAACAUUCUGGAUUCUGGUGCGGAUAUUGUGGCAAGGGUCUCAAAUACGACUCUCCAGAUAUAAAAAGAGGCCUUGAGGUCCGCACAAUAGACCAGCCACUACGCUUGGAUCACAUCCAAAAGCAUGUGUUGGAAGAUGGUGCCAUCGAGUGGCAUUGGCCUAUUCCGGGAGUGUGA
This is a messenger RNA of Colletotrichum godetiae, 741 nucleotides long. RefSeq lists its product as uncharacterized. The record is from RefSeq and is a predicted model, not a curated record. The coding region runs from base 1 to 741 and encodes 246 amino acids. NCBI's taxonomy places the organism in Eukaryota, Fungi, Ascomycota, Sordariomycetes, Glomerellales, Glomerellaceae. The transcript has a single exon.